AUGAACACGUUAAAACUUCCUCCGGCAUUCCACCUCCGCUUCCCUCCACCACAUGUCCCUCCCCCGCCGUUCUUCCGCCGCCACCAGCACCAUCUUCUUCUCCUUCGAACUCCACUCUUUUCCACUCAUUCUUCUGCCUCUUCAACCACCGCACAACAACUGAAUUUCACCAACCAAGAAUAUGAAGAAUUAGAGGACGACCCAUACGACGUCGCUUCCCUCCCAAACCCUCACUACGACUUCACUCCCCUCCUCACCUUCCUCUCAUCCUCCCAGUAUAUCCCUAAAUCUGAGCCCGACCCGCCAACCCGACUCGACCCGGCGGAGCUUCAACUCGCAGAGUCAUACCGAGCGGUUCCUGCCCCUCUGUGGCAUUCCCUCAUAAAAUCCCUCUCCUCGUCCUCUUCUACAAUAUCUGCCGCGUACUCUUUAGUCACCUGGCUUCAAAAACACAAUCUUUGCUUUUCAUAUGAACUUCUGUACUCCAUUCUCAUCCACGCGCUCGGACGCUCCGAGAAGCUCUACGAAGCUUUUCUUUUGUCACAGCGUCAGACACUAACCCCAUUGACAUAUAACGCACUGAUUGGGGCUUGCGCGCGCAAUGGUGAUCUCGAAAAGGCCUUAAAUUUGAUGCAAAAAAUGAAGGGUGAUGGUUACCAAUCUGAUUUUGUGAACUAUAGUUUGAUUAUUCAGUCACUUAUAAGGAAUAAUUCUGUAGAUGCAGGGAUAUUGGAAAAAUUGUAUAAUCAAAUGGAGGCUGAUAUGAUUGAGUUAGAUGGGCAGUUAUUAAACGAUAUAAUUGUGGGGUUUGCUAAGGCUGGGGAUAUAAACCGUGCAUUAUACUUUUUGGGAGCGAUUCAAGGGAGAGGGCUGAGUCCAAAGACAAGUACACUUGUGACAGUGGUGAAUGAGUUAGGGAAUAUGGGGAGGAUUGAGGAGGCCGAGGCAGUUUUUGAAGAAUUGAAGGAGGGCGGUUUAAAACCUAGAACAAGAGCUUAUAAUGCACUUUUGAGAGGGUAUGUGAAGGUUGGUGCUUUAAAGGAUGCAGAAUAUGUUGUGUCAGAGAUGGAGGAGACGGGGGUUUUGCCCGAUGAGCAAACAUAUAGUUUGCUUAUUGAUGCAUAUGCAAAUGCCGGGAGGUGGGAGAGUGCAAGGAUUGUGUUGAAGGAGAUGGAGUUGAAUGAUGUUAAGCCGAAUUCUUAUGUUUUUAGCAGGAUCUUAGCAAGUUAUAGGGAUAGGGGAGAGUGGCAGAGAUCAUUUCAAGUUCUCAAGGAGAUGAAGAAUUGCAGGGUAAAUCCUGAUAGGCAGUUUUACAAUGUGAUGAUUGAUACAUUUGGGAAGUAUAAUUGUAUUGAUCAUAUGAUGGCUACAUUUGAGAGGAUGAAAGUGGAAGGGAUUGAACCAGAUACUGUGACGUGGAAUACACUUAUAGAUUGCCAUUGUAAACAAGGGCACCGUAAUCGGGCGGAGGAAUUGUUUGGGGAAAUGCAGGAAAGUGGUUGUUUGCCUUGCACCACGACAUACAAUAUAAUGAUAAAUUCUUUCGGAGAGCAAGAGAGGUGGAAUGAUGUGAAGGAAUUGUUGGGAAAGAUGCGGAGUCAGGGACUAUUACCCAAUGUUGUCACUUACACAACACUCAUUAAUAUAUAUGGAAAGUCGGGCAGAUUUAAUGAUGCAAUUGAGUGCCUGGAGGUGAUGAAGUCUGCCGGGUUGAAUCCAUCUUCCACCAUGUAUAAUGCACUAAUCAAUGCCUAUGCACAGAGGGGAUUAUCAGAGCAAGCGGUAAAUGCAUUUAGAGUCAUGAGAGGAGAUGGUCUUAAACCUAGCUUAUUAGCUCUCAAUUCAUUGAUCAAUGCAUUCGGCGAGGACAGGAGGGAUGCUGAAGCCUUUUCUGUGUUGGAGUACAUGAAAGAAAAUGACCUGAAGCCAGAUGUUGUCACAUACACCACACUCAUGAAAGCAUUAAUUCGCGUUGAGAAAUUUGAGAAGGUUCCUGAUGUUUAUGAAAAAAUGCUUCUUUCUGGAUGCACCCCAGAUAGAAAGGCCAGAGCAAUGUUAAGAUCUGCUCUCAGAUACAUGAAGUCAACACUGCAAUCGUAG
Molecule: messenger RNA, 2100 nt
Organism: Fraxinus pennsylvanica
Lineage: Eukaryota; Viridiplantae; Streptophyta; Magnoliopsida; Lamiales; Oleaceae
Source: the annotation of a GenBank genome assembly